AACUGCAGAAAACACGAUAAUGAAUGAAUACGUCCAUUCAUAAUUCGGUAGGAGCUCAAAACCUUUGUUUGGAGUUAACUAAAACAUAUGAUGAAGGGGAAUAUGCACUAACCUCUCUUUAUUUUCUCUAUAAGACCCACUACAAGCCUCUCAUACUUCUCCCCCACCCACCUCUCUCUCUCUCUCUCUCUCUCUCUCUCUCUCUCUCUCUCUCUCUCUCUCUCUCCAUGGGGGAGGAAGGCAACAACAUGGAGAAGAGGAUUAAUAGUAGCGAAGAGACCGAGGUUCGGAAGGGCCCAUGGACCGUGGAGGAGGACCUCAUCCUCGCCAACUACAUCGCGAACCACGGCGAAGGCGUUUGGAACAAUCUCGCUCGAUCCGCAGGUAGUUUAUAAUCGUGUGCAUGACUAUGGUUUCAUCUACAUCUCCUUAUGCUUUCUUGGCUCCUUCUGGUGAAGGUUUGAACCGCACGGGGAAGAGCUGCCGCCUGCGAUGGCUCAACUAUCUGCGCCCCGACGUGCGGCGCGGGAACAUCACGCAGGAGGAGGAGCAGCUGAUCAUAGAACUUCACUCGAGAUGGGGUAAUAGGUGGUCGAAAAUUGCGAGGCAGCUGCCUGGAAGGACUGAUAACGAAAUAAAGAACUACUGGAGGACAAGAAUACAAAAGAAGGUUAAGCAAGGCGAACCCUUGGACUACCAGAAUGUCGCUCUUACCGACGAAACGAGCACCAGCAGCCACACGAAUAGCUUCGACGAUCACAAUAACAAUAAUUUGAGUUACGCGGAGCAAAGUAUGACUGAUCAAACUCCUGAUGCUCUCGCGCCGCAGUUUUCUGCCGAAUCAACUGGAGCUUUCUGGGCCGUCGAGGACUUUUGGCCGAUCCAGUCAUUCAACGGGGACUAGAGUGAAAAAAAGUGUGUCAAUGCUACUUGUAAUGGGCAUCCUAAGAAUGAGGUUAACUGGCUUUCACUAUCUUAGCUAGCAGUGAUUAAUUACUGGUGCAGUAAGUAUUUGGUGUAUAAAAGGAUACUCAUCAAGUAAGCUUAAUUAUGCAAUAAUCAUGUGAAUUGUUCUAUUUGGUUGAAAAUUAAGCUUUUGUUUAUUUUGGCUUUAGUUUUU
Messenger RNA from Ananas comosus (pineapple), 1120 nucleotides. Its product is annotated as myb-related protein 305. Gene Ontology annotation, molecular function: DNA-binding transcription factor activity; sequence-specific DNA binding. The record is from RefSeq and is a predicted model, not a curated record. Bases 404 to 904 code for a protein of 166 amino acids. The transcript is spliced from 2 exons. NCBI's taxonomy places the organism in Eukaryota, Viridiplantae, Streptophyta, Magnoliopsida, Poales, Bromeliaceae. Gene Ontology annotation, cellular component: nucleus. Gene Ontology annotation, biological process: regulation of DNA-templated transcription.